GAGUUUGAUUUCCAAAAGAGAAACAACUUUUUAAUAAAUUUACUUCCAAACUCAUUUCUCUCAAAAUGUGAGUUAAAACUUAAAAGUAGAUAAGAAUGCGAAGCUUAAAUAUUUCAAGUACGACCCAGCUUGACUGAGAGGAAACUUGUCAAAAAUGGCGAGAAACAGUUCCAGCAGAACACUUACUUUCACUCUCACCAUUAUCAUCAUCAUCAUCACCAUCAUCUCUUCUUCACAUCAACCACUAGCAUUAAAUCACACUCCACGAUUCUUCGGUAAAUUCGCAUCUUCAACUUCAACCAUCCCCUCCAACUCACAGCCACAAUUUGAUUUCCACUACGAAACCAAAUUCUUCCAACAACAACUCGAUCACUUCAGCUUUUCCAAUCUCCCUACUUUCCCUCAACGCUACCUUAUCAACACCCAAAACUGGGUUAUUGGAUCGGGUCCCAUUUUCCUCUACUGUGGUAAUGAAGGUGACAUUCUUUGGUUUGCUCAAAACACCGGUUUCCUUUGGGAAAUUGCUCCCAAAUUUGGAGCUAUGGUUGUUUUUCCUGAACAUCGAUAUUAUGGUGAAUCUGUUCCUUUUGGAAGUAAAGAAGAAGCUUAUAAGAAUGCUACUACGUUAGGGUAUCUUACUGCUGAACAAGCUCUUGCUGAUUUCGCUAUUCUUGUUACUGAUUUGAAGCAAAAUUUGUCUGCCAUUCAUUGUCCUGUUGUUUUGUUUGGAGGAUCCUAUGGUGGAAUGUUAGCAGCAUGGAUGAGACUCAAGUAUCCUCAUAUUGCUGUUGGGGCACUGGCAUCUUCAGCUCCAAUUCUUCAGUUUGAAGACAUUGUGCCACUGGAAACUUUCUAUGACAUUGUUUCCAAUGAUUUUAAGCGUGAAAGUUCCACUUGCUUUAACUAUAUAAAACAGUCAUGGGAUGAAAUAGAAUCUAAGGGUCAAUCAAGUGAUGGCCUUGAACUUCUGACCAAAACAUUCAAAUUUUGUCAGAAAUUAAAGAGCACUGAAGAACUAACAGAUUGGUUGGAGUCUGCAUAUAGUUAUUUGGCAAUGGUUAACUACCCAUACCCUUCUGAGUUUAUGAUGCCUUUGCCUGGACACCCUAUCAAGGAGGUUUGUAGAAGGAUAGAUGAAAGCCCUGCCGGGAGUAGUAUUCUGGAUCGCAUAUAUGAAGGAGCGAAUGUCUACUACAAUUAUACCGGAGAAGCUAAAUGUUUUGAACUGGAUGAUGAUCCCCAUGGUCUGGAUGGUUGGAACUGGCAGGCAUGUACGGAAAUGGUUAUGCCAAUGUCUUGCAGCAAGGAAUCCAGCAUGUUUCCCCCAUAUGAGUAUAACUAUUCUUCUUUCGAAGAGGAUUGCUUCAAGAAUUUUGGAGUGAAGCCAAGGCCAAAAUGGAUUACUACAGAGUUUGGAGGGCAUAAUAUCCAUAACGCAUUGAAGAAUUUUGGAAGCAAUAUAAUUUUCUCAAAUGGAUUAUUGGAUCCAUGGAGUGGGGGAAGUGUUUUGCAGAAUAUUUCUGAAAGUAUUGUUUCUUUGGUCACUGAAGAAGGUGCACACCACAUAGAUUUACGCGCUUCAACUGAAAAUGACCCUGAUUGGUUGGUAGAGCAAAGGGCCACAGAGAUCAGGCUAAUACAAGGAUGGAUUAGUGACUAUCACCAGACACAUAAAGCUGUUUUUGAUAUGUGAUAUAAACUUUUUUAGUCUGAACAAUUAUUAUGAAGUUAGAAUCUCACUCACCUGUUGUUUCUCUUAUUAACUGUUCCAAGGUGUAUCCCAUUCUAGAUUCUUCUAGUUAAUCUGGUUUCUUCAAUGUUCGGUGCAAUGUUUGCAGGGGAUGUAACAAGUAACAAAUGUUGAUGUUUGGUGUAUAUAUAAUUUCCUGGCAUUUUAAUUUAAUAUAUUUUUUUAACUUUGA
Molecule: messenger RNA, 1922 nt
Organism: Trifolium pratense (red clover)
Lineage: Eukaryota; Viridiplantae; Streptophyta; Magnoliopsida; Fabales; Fabaceae
Product: lysosomal Pro-X carboxypeptidase
Exons: 10
Coding region: 155-1693 (512 amino acids)
Biological process (GO): proteolysis
Cellular component (GO): vacuole
Molecular function (GO): dipeptidyl-peptidase activity; serine-type exopeptidase activity
Source: RefSeq, a predicted model, not a curated record